This is a messenger RNA of Pyrus x bretschneideri (Chinese white pear), 1848 nucleotides long. Its product is annotated as protein NRT1/ PTR FAMILY 4.5-like. Gene Ontology annotation, molecular function: transmembrane transporter activity. The record is from RefSeq and is a predicted model, not a curated record. Lineage: Eukaryota; Viridiplantae; Streptophyta; Magnoliopsida; Rosales; Rosaceae. Gene Ontology annotation, biological process: transmembrane transport. Gene Ontology annotation, cellular component: membrane. The coding region runs from base 1 to 1848 and encodes 615 amino acids. The transcript has 6 exons.
AUGUUCAAGGGCUCGUGUCAAAAAACAAGUACUCUCAACUUAUUCUCAACUUUCAACAACCAGGCAGAAGAGAAUGCCAAGCCAACCUACAGCUCCCUCGAGCCGGUGGACAAGAAGAAGGGAGGACUCACUGCCUCCAGCUUCAUUUUCGUGUUGCUGGCGUUGGACAGCAUGGGAUUCGUCGCGAACAUGGUCAGCAUGGUGCUGUACUUUAUGUACGUGAUGCAUUUUGAUCUGGCGCACUCCUCCAACCUUCUCACAAACUUCAUGGGAUCAACUUUCCUCCUCACCCUCGUUGGAGGCUUCAUAUCGGACACAUUCUUGAGCAGAUUCACAACAUGCCUGAUUUUUGGCGUAAUUGAGAUACUGGCUUUGGUGAUGAUGACAACGCAAGCUUAUUCAAAGCAUUUGCACCCAAUAAAAACUUGCCCUUCAAAUUGUGUCCAAGGCCGUAUCGCUGCAAUGCUGUAUGGAUCCCUGUGCUUGUUGGCACUGGGAACAGGUGGCGUGAGGGGAGCGCUGCCGGCACUUGGUGCUGACCAGUUUAACCGGAAAGAGGAAGCGAAGUCGCUGGCGACGUUUUUCAAUUGGUUUAUGCUCAGUACUACAGCUGGAGCCACUAUUGGUGUCACGGGCAUCGUGUAUGUGAGCAUGAAUGUAGAUUGGUACUGGGGUUUCUUUAUAUCAACUAUUGCAGCCGUUAUUGGGUUCUCUGUUCUUGCAAUGGGUAAGCCUUUCUAUCGCCUCCAAGUCCCCGGCGACAGCCCCAUCAUAAGGAUCGUUCAGGUUAUUGUUGUUGCAAUAAAAAAUAGGCGUUUACCGCAGCCAGGAAGCUCGCAUGAACUGUAUGAGAUUAGUGAGAAGGAAUCAAAUUAUACGGAAGAAAAAAUUGCCCAUACACAUCAAUUCAGUUGUCUGGACAAAGCUGCCAUACUUGGCAAAGGCUCCAAGCCCGAACCAUGGAAGGUUUGCACAGUAACACAAGUGGAAGAAGUGAAGGUCCUGACAAGAAUGUUGCCAAUUCUCUUCAGCACCAUCAUAAUGAACACUUGUUUGGCACAACUCCAAACAUUCUCAGUCCAACAAGGAAGCAUCAUGGACCUCCACUUGGGCUCCAUCGAGGUUCCGGCGCCAUCUAUCCCCGUCAUUCCUCUUCUCUUCAUGUCCAUCCUCAUCCCACUGUAUGAGUUCUUCUUCGUGCCUUUCGCGAGAAAGAUCACAAAGCACCCAGCAGGCAUAACGCAGCUUCAGCGCGUUGGUGUUGGACUAGUCCUCUCCGCAAUCUCAAUGGCAGUAGCGGGCCUGGUGGAAGUGAAAAGAAAGAACCAAGCCAACAAGGACCUAACAAAGAUAUCUCUCUUCUGGCUUUCGUUCCAAUACGCUAUUUUCGGCAUUGCUGACAUGUUUACCCUAGUAGGGUUACUUGAAUUCUUCUACAAGGAAGCUCCAGCAGGGAUGAAAUCGCUUUCUACUUCGUUCACUUUUCUUUCACUUUCUUUUGGGUACUUCUUGAGCUCAGUUUUCGUUGACUUGAUCAAUGCCGUGACGAGAAGAGUUGCUCCGAGCAAACAAGGAUGGCUCUAUGGAAUAGACCUAAACAAAAACAAUUUGCAGCUAUUUUACUAUUUCUUGGCAAUCCUUAGCUGCAUCAACUUUGUGAACUAUGUAUAUUGGGCUUCAUGGUACAAGUACAAAGCAGAUGAGACAGAUCUAAAGCUGCAGCUUAAAACUUUGCACCAAACACCUCUCAUUCACAAUGAUGCAAGUGUUGUUCAAGAAAGUGGAAGCAAGAUUGAUGAAGCUGCUGCCUCCACUGAGGAAAAUAAAGAAGAAAAGGUGGCAACAUGA